Molecule: messenger RNA, 670 nt
Organism: Pogoniulus pusillus (Red-fronted tinkerbird)
Lineage: Eukaryota; Metazoa; Chordata; Aves; Piciformes; Lybiidae
Gene: ABITRAM
Product: actin binding transcription modulator
Exons: 6
Coding region: 15-518 (167 amino acids)
Biological process (GO): dendrite morphogenesis; regulation of filopodium assembly; regulation of actin filament polymerization
Cellular component (GO): filopodium tip; dendrite; nucleus
Molecular function (GO): actin filament binding; actin monomer binding
Source: RefSeq, a predicted model, not a curated record
GCGGGGCGGGCGGCAUGGCGGCGGGCGGCGCGGAGCGGUACUUUACGCGCUGGUAUAAGCCAGACGUGAAGGGGCGGCCUUGCGAGGACUUCUGCGUGCUGCAGCACUCCAACAGAAUCUGUGUCAUCACCUUGGCAGAAGCUCAUCCUCUUCUUCAAAGUGGAAAAACAAUUGAAAACAUUAAUUACCAAAUUAGUGCCAACUGUAGCAGACUCCAGAAUAAGGUCUCUGGGAAAUCAAAAAGGGGAGCUCAGUUUCUAACAGAACUUGCCCCUUUGUGCAGGAUAUCUUCAUCAGAUGGAGAGGAAUACACUAUUUACAGUUGUAUACGAGGGCGACUGAUAGAAGUGAAUGAAAACAUCCUUAGCAAUCCUGCUCUUCUACAAGAAAAGCCAUCAACUGAGGGAUACAUCGCAGUGGUGCUACCCAAAUUUGAAGAAAGCAAGAGUGUAACUCAAGGACUUCUGACACAGAAGGAGUAUGAGGAAGUUUUGUUGAAACGUCUUAAUUCUUCAUGACAUUUGUUAUAGUUAUCACCUGUAUUUGAUUCUAAGUAAGCUACUUUUAUUGUACACUGCAACAGCAUUGAAGGGCCUAGUGCCUGCUUUUAAAAGUGGAACUUAAACAAUUGAUUCAUACAAGAAUAAAUCAAAUUGUUUGUAUCUUGAAA